This is a messenger RNA of Fomitiporia mediterranea MF3/22, 489 nucleotides long. RefSeq lists its product as uncharacterized. The transcript has 2 exons. NCBI's taxonomy places the organism in Eukaryota, Fungi, Basidiomycota, Agaricomycetes, Hymenochaetales, Hymenochaetaceae. The coding region runs from base 164 to 331 and encodes 55 amino acids. The record is from RefSeq and is a predicted model, not a curated record.
GGCGAUUCUGCGCUAGAAGUGAAGAGUACCGUCAUUUCUGGGCAUAUUGGCACAAAGAAUGAAGGGUUCUUGAGACUUGCUGUUGUCAUAUUGGCGAAGCGCAACUACUGUACUAGUGCUGUUGUUGGCAGCUAGUUAUCCUCUCCGCGGUAACUACGACGACAUGCCGAGCAUAUGUGGUAUUGCACCUAACAAAGUCGCUCAUGCUGCACUGUAUACGCAUCCACGGACCGUAAAUCUCAGAAGAAGUGGAAGGCAAAUGCAUCAUGUCAAGGGACACGAUUCAGGUACAAAACCUAUCAAAUUUCACUUUCGGACUAGAAGUCAGUAGGAAACGCCGACGCCAUUUGUACCUGCAGCAAUGCGCUCUGUGCUUUGCGUUCUCCCACUGUGUUGAUAUCCUGCUAUAACCGUUGCGAAGGGCCGCGACCACGGUCCCAUUACUCACACACGUUCAGAGGACACGUACCAUACCCGACUUCUCCCUCU